UAACGUACGAAAGUUUAUCGACAAAACAUCGCAUACAAAUAGCUUACCCACGUUUCCGUCCGUAAUCAAUGUAUUAAUCAGUACUCAGUUAUCAUUGCAAUGAGGUGUUGUGUGUAACUAAAGAUUUAUUUUAAAUGUGUUUAAACAAACAUUUGAAUUAUUUAUUUUUCAACUUAAAAGGAAAACUCUUUUAGCUACCCGAUCAUAUAUUGUUAAAAUAUGCUGUUUCUACUACUGAUUGGUUUCUUGACCGUGACAUCAGCUGAUAAAAGAUGUCGCGGGGUGUACAUAGACGAUAAAUACUACAACUUGGACAUUGUUAAGGAAGGAAUAAACAAAUUACACGAUUUAGUCAUCAAUAGACACGAAAAUGCUAUUUACUUUACAUUCGAGGAUUUAACAGAAAUACCCACUAGACUUUUAGGUCACUUAGAUUUGUAUACGAAUAAGGCAAGCGUUAUACACGGCAUACGAAACGCUACCGCCGUAGCUAUAGACCAAUCCUACAAUAAAGUCUACGUGGGCGGUUCCGAUGGUCUAUUCAAGAUAAACGAUAAGAAAAUUCCAGAAAGACUGCCAAUACAAGACGAUAUAAGGCACAUGCAUUACAAUAACGGAUUAUACUUCACUAACAACCAAGGAAGAGCUUUUAAAUUUGAAGAUGGCUUCGCGUCUCCAGUACCGGAAUUACGCGGACUAGAGGUCGAGCAAUUCAUAUUUGACAAUGAUAAUAAUAUAUUUUUCAUACGCGGUAAGAAAUUAUUUACUGUCAAAUUGGGAACAAGAGCUGUCAAUACUUACGAAAGACAUGAAGCAAAUGCCAUAGCAACGGAUAUAUAUUCUAAAGCCUAUUUGUGUGCUAGUGACGGGCUUUACAUGUACAAUAAAUAUAAAUUCAUUUUCGAUAAAAUAGGUAAUUUACCUAAUAUUAAAGCUCUAACAUUCGAUAAAGACAAUAACCCCAUUUAUACCGUCUCUGAUUUGAUUGUCAAACUAAGACUAAGUUCGAUUGGUUGUUUUGAAGAUUAAAUAUAUUGUAGAUAUUAAAUAUAAAGCUAAUUUAUUAAGGUAGUAUAAUAUUAGUGAAAUUUAAAAUGUAGCACUGGCUUGAAAUUAAGAAAACUGUCUAAUAAUGUAAAAAACGUAAAAUAUAAUUUAAUUCUCAUUACAACUACACCAAAAAGGUUAUCAAUUGGAAGUUUAAUAAAGUACUGGUGAAAAAUAA
Messenger RNA from Danaus plexippus (monarch butterfly), 1225 nucleotides. RefSeq lists its product as uncharacterized. Lineage: Eukaryota; Metazoa; Arthropoda; Insecta; Lepidoptera; Nymphalidae. The record is from RefSeq and is a predicted model, not a curated record. The transcript has 2 exons. The coding region runs from base 220 to 1029 and encodes 269 amino acids.